Messenger RNA from Ambispora leptoticha, 1206 nucleotides. Lineage: Eukaryota; Fungi; Glomeromycota; Glomeromycetes; Archaeosporales; Ambisporaceae. The record is from the annotation of a GenBank genome assembly.
AUGUCUGACCGAGGUGAAGAAGCCAUUCCCUCCCCCUCAGAAAGAAAACGGUCUCUUCCUUCUGACGACGAAGAAGACGAUCUAAGUCUUGACGAAGGUAGAGGACGCUUUAAACGACCAGCCUUGAAUAAUUCUGGGGGAGAGGACGACGAAAAUUCAGAGUUAGCUUUUCAAGAAGAAAUUAACGGUGAGGGAAGAGCCGUUAUUUCUCCUUCAGCGUCCGCAGAAGCAAUGGAUGUUAAUACUCCUCCUUCAGAAAGGGGCGGCACCGAAUCGAAAGAAAAACCCAAUCAGACUGUCGAACCAGAAACCGCUCUACAAACCAUUUCCCUUCGCGCUCUGGUCACUACCAAAGAGGCUGGGGUCAUCAUUGGGAAAGCGGGAAAAAAUGUUAGCGAGAUUCGGGAUAGAUCCGGUGCUAAGGUUACUAUAUCCGAGAUGGUCCAAGGUGCCUACGAAAGAAUUUUAACGGUGACCGGUCCAUUGGAUACUGUUGCAAAGGCAUUUGCUUUAGUAGCACGCAAAGUACUUGAUGAGAAUUUGGAUGCACCUUCAACGCCUACCUCAAAAUCCACAACAAUCCGCCUCCUCGUUCCUCAUUCACGCAUGGGACCAGUAAUUGGUAAAGGAGGUUCAAAGAUUAAAGAAAUUCAGGAAAAAUCUGGAGCAAGGUGUCUUGCAUCCGAAGAGAUGUUGCCCAGUUCCACAGAACGAACCAUUUCCAUCUCUGGUGUCCCUGAUUCUAUUCAUAUUGCAGUUUUCCACGUUGGCGAGGAACUAUCGAGACAUACAAAUGAUCGUGGUGGACAAAUAACCCCGUAUAGACCUCAACCACGUAUUGUUUAUCAUCAACCUGCCGCCGUUGCCAGUAAUCAUCCAUUCUACGUGGGAAUUCCUGCUCCACCGCCACCUUAUGGACGUGAUUUUCUGCCCGGACCUCCAGGUCCGAUGAAUCAACCACCACCAGGAUCUCAAGCACAACAAAUCUUUAUCCCUAAUGAUAUGGUCGGAUGCAUCAUCGGCAAAGGCGGUAGCAAAAUCAAUGAGAUCAGGCAUCUCUCUGGUUCACAUAUCAAAAUCGCCGAGCCACAUGGAAACACAAACGAACGUCUGGUCACUAUCACUGGAACGCCCGAGUCAAAUCAGAUGGCACUUUAUUUGUUGUAUAGUCGACUUGAGGCUGAAAGAAGAAAACCGAGUGUCUAA